Molecule: messenger RNA, 1892 nt
Organism: Amphimedon queenslandica
Lineage: Eukaryota; Metazoa; Porifera; Demospongiae; Haplosclerida; Niphatidae
Product: protein asteroid homolog 1-like
Exons: 1
Coding region: 25-1806 (593 amino acids)
Source: RefSeq, a predicted model, not a curated record
CGAGCAUAGCAAGCUAAGCUAGCAAUGGGAAUCAAAGGAUUAACAAACUACGUUGAAGUUACCUUUCAGAAGUGGAAAAGAGUAGAAAUACGCAACUGUCCUAUAGUACUGGAUGGCAGCAGUAUCCCCUAUCACAUGCAUGGGGAUUUUGACUGGAAGUUUGGUGGGAACUACCCUGCUUUUAGAGAUGCAAUCGAAGCCUUCUUUGAUACAUUAAUUGGACGGGGUAUCAGUCCAAUCCACGUAGUUUUUGAUGGAGCCAAACCUGCAGAAAAGCAGAAUGCUUUACGCACUAGGAGACAAGGUUUUCAGCAUACAAUACGAAAGUCUCUUGAAAAAGGUGAGGUAAUUAGUGAGCCUGACGAGAGAAACAUACGCCCACCAUUAACAACCGAAACUUUGAGGAAAGUUAUGGAAAAAUACAAAAGUAAAGUGGAAAUAAUACUGUAUGCAGCUGAUGAAGAUGUAGCUAAAGUUGCAGUUUCCCUCGCUAGAAAACACACGUGCUAUCUGGUAGGGCAGAGCUCUGAUUUCUAUAUUUAUGGCCUUCCAAAAGGAUAUAUUCCAUUCAGCAAACUUGAAUGGAGAGGACCGGGUUUUGCUGUUUGGGGGAAAAUUUUCAGACGAGACGUAUUUAUGAAGGCGCUAGGCCUUGAGCAUGAUCUUAUCUAUGCUAUUCCAGCAAUUGCUGGUAAUGACACACUACCUAACCUCCUUGAAACAUGCCCAUUAUUCUUAGCUGCCAUCAAAGAGCAUAGAGAUAGCCAAAAGGGUAUUCGUCUUGUUAUGGAUUUUCUGCACCACAAAGGCAGCACCAUGGAGAAGCUUAUUCGUUUUCUUGAAAAUGUCAUUGAAGACGAUGAAGAUGAAGCAAUGGAAGGCAAAGUUGAUACAGAGCCUGUUGUUGAAACAUUUAUAAAUAAUUUGGAGAAAGCGAAUGUGAUGUACAAAGAUACUACGCCAUUUGAUGAGCAUAAGUUCAGCGAAUCAAUUGCUCAUCAGUCAAUACACAAGGAAAAAGUCCCCGCAUGGAUUGUAGAUAAUUACAAAAAUUUUUUGUUUUCAAGCAGUUUAUUGGAGGUUUUUGUAUAUGGGAGAAAUUUUUUACGGGUGGUUCCAGAUGAUUGCUCACAAUGUACAAGCACACUUUUCAGUAACAGCAUACGAAGGGAAAUUUAUAGUAUUUUGGUUGGAAAAGAAAGAAAAGUCGAGAUAAUUGAAGUUAUCAGACAAGUGCAUAGUUUAUUAGAAACAGCAAUAAAAGUACCAGCUAAUCCUUCUCAUGCAGUGAAAAUUGAAGACAUGGUUUCAGAAGAAACAGAGAUGAGACGAAAUAGAAUUUAUGCAGCUCUUCAAUGCGAUGGUAAAACCUUAGAUACCAUUAACGAAAAAUGGUACCUACCAAUUAGUUCUAUUAUCUUCUGGGCCAAGAAAGCUAAAUUACCACCUGAUGACAUUAGGCUCAAGGCACUCAUCCUGUGUUUUGCAAAAUGUUUUCACAAAUCUCUUCCUGCUGCUCAGCACACUCCCGCCUUUAAUUUGCGUACUCUUCAUCUUUAUGCUCAGUGGCAGUGUGUCUAUCAUGAUGCUAUACUGCUUAACCAAGUAUUGGCUCUACCACUGCCCUAUCUGUCACCUGCUGACUUGUUUGAUGGCAAACUUGUCACAUAUUACUCUCAGAAAAAUGCUAGGGAGUUUGACAUGCUCACUGCAGAGUUGGAUGAUGAAAAUCAACACCUGUAUAAAAAUAUUUUUGAAAUCGUUAACAAAAACAUGCCGCUUCCACCUCAACCUAUUGCUUCUUAGAGCAAGCUGAGUAUCUAGAUAACUGUAGAUUUACUGCUAAUUAUAGAUAGAGAUGAAUUAUGAAUAAUACAUUUUUAAUAACUAUA